UAUAAAACCUACAUUGAUCAAACCCGUGGAUACGGACGCAGAAGCCCAUACAGAAACUGUCCCGGCAGAGAAGACCCCAGAAGUGCUGGUCAAAUUGGCGAUACGCCCAAAGUCGUCCCAUGAACAGCAUUCCGUCCAAAGCCAGCCUCAGCCCCGACCCGUAGAAUCUGUAGACAACUUCACACAUAUCCGACCUCUCCUAGACCUCUGCAGCGACUCCACUGCCCGACAAACUCCAACAUCAUUCUCGUCCUGGUCCUCAAAGCUGGAACCUCACUUUGCCGUCUCUAAAAUCGCAGAAGCAUCUUACGGCGAAGUCUACCGACUCUCCCUCAAAGCCUCGAUCCCCGGCUUCACAAAAGCAGACGAGUCAGUACUCAAAAUCAUGGCGCUGAAACCGCCGCCGGAACACUGUCCCACAGCCUCCGAAGACGGUACAAUGUCUAAAGCAGAUCUUUCCCGCCAGAACAAGAUAGACUGGAUGUCAUCGCCCGCCUCUGUCCUCUCAGAAGUCCAGCUUCUCCAACUCAUGACACCCAUCCCUGGCUUCACCAACUUCCGCGAGCUGCGGAUAUUACAAGGCCGCCCAGCACCCGCUUUCGUCACGGCGUGGAAGGCAUGGAACAAGAGCAAGAUCAAGGGCGAGAAGAGCGUCUUCCCAGACCCGAGCCGCAAAGCCAACUAUGACGAAAAUCAGCUAUGGGCUGUCGUCGAAAUGCAGGACGCUGGAUGCGAUCUCGAGAACAUCGUACUACGAGACGUAUGGAGCGUGUGGGACGUAUUCUGGGGCGUAGCGCUCGCAAUCGGCAAGGGCGAAAAAGGCGUCCGCUUUGAGCACCGCGAUCUUCAUCUCGGAAACAUAUGUAUCCGCUCGUGUCGACCGCCAUUAGAAGACGCCGAAAACACAGAUCCGACGUCCGUUCUCACAGCCCCAAGGAUCCACAAUACACACCGUAAACUCGGCUUCACGGGUCUCGAAACUACGAUUAUCGACUACACCCUCUCCCGCGCUGACACUGCUGACUCCCCGUCUCCGACUGCACAGGAUGUAGCUUUCCUGGACCUCGAGGCUGAUCCCGCUAUUUUCGGCGCCGACGCGACGUAUGAGUACCAGUACGAGAUAUACCGCCAAAUGCGCUCUGCGAUCUACUACGGCCGCCCGCUCGCUUUCACCUCUCCGGACCCUUACACCCUACCUGCCCACCUGCUCGAGAAAACCACAUGGCGAGAUUUCCAUCCCCUCACGAAUCUCAUUUGGCUCCAUUUUUUGCUGCAUAAGCUGCUCGAGAACGUCGUAUGGCCAUCUAGUGAUCCGGAGCUUGAGACCACGCUAGCAAGAGUAGAUGGGAAGCUCAAGAGGGCGGAGCGGAGGGCGCGGAAGAUCGAGAGGGCUUUGGUGGCACUGAGGGACAUGUUAGAUCCGGAAGUGCUAGGGGAUCAAGUGGAUGAGAUGGGGGUAGCGAGUGUUGGGGAAUUAGUGGCGGUUGCGUUGGUGGAGGGGUGGUUGGGGGAGGAGGAUGUGGUUGGAAUUGCUGGAGAAGGGCCGUGGAAAUGAUGAAGACCCCAAUAAUGCUACAAUUAUUGGAGUUCGAGUGUGUUGAAUAGAUGAGUUGCUGCAUUGGUUGGCGUUAGAGUCUUAGAUGCUUGCAUGGCGAGGGGUAUUCAAGUCGGGUGCGUCUCCGUGAUGGGAGGCUUGGAUUAAAAUCUGAAAUGCAUGGCAGCAUCUGGUAUUAUCCCAGAGAAGUUGCAAAGUUUUACACUCACC
Molecule: messenger RNA, 1765 nt
Organism: Mytilinidion resinicola
Lineage: Eukaryota; Fungi; Ascomycota; Dothideomycetes; Mytilinidiales; Mytilinidiaceae
Exons: 1
Coding region: 440-1555 (371 amino acids)
Biological process (GO): intracellular signal transduction; mitotic cell cycle
Cellular component (GO): cytoplasm; nucleus
Molecular function (GO): histone H3T3 kinase activity
Source: RefSeq, a predicted model, not a curated record